AUGAGCUCCAGAGACCCACCCAACGUCCUGGCUGCUACUGAAUGUUCCAAGCCACGGGGUCAGAUCCGACCUAUCCCAAAAUGGGUAGAAAAGCUGCCAGGCAGCAUCGAGCAUUGCCUGCUGGCCAGCUCGGCUGCCUUGCGCUCCCUGGGAACAGGGAGAAGCCGAGAUGUUGCCCAGACGUUGCGUAAUGAAGAGCGCCUAAAACCAGACACCCAGAUGAACGUGAAGUUCGGUAGCUCAGAUGACAGCGUCAACGCCUGCGUAGACGUGGUUCUGUCUGGUGUGAAGUUGUUAGAAGCACUCGGUCUUGAACCUGGGGAUGGAAAAAAUCAUGCAGUCUUGAACUCCAGACAGGACCUGAAAGAAGCAUUCACUCACUUCAUGGAAAAAGGGGCAGCUGCCGAGCGCUUCUUCAGCGACGCCGAGUCUUUCCAACACAUUGCGCGGACAGCCUCCGAGUACCCUGGUGCGCAACUUUACGUAGGAGGAAAUGCUGCUCUCAUUGGUCAGAAGCUGGCAACAAAUCCAGACCUGAAGAUCCUCCUUUGUGGCCCAGUUGGUCCUAAACUCCAUGAACUACUUGAUGACAAUGUGGUUGUGCCACCUGAAUCCAUGCAGGAAAGAGAUGAAUUCCACCUUAUCUUGGAGUAUCAAGCAGGUGAAGAGUGGGGACAAGUGAAAGCACCCAAUGCCAACCGCUUUAUCUUCUCCCACGACCUGUCAAAUGGCGCCUUAAAUAUGCUGGAAGUGUUUGUGUCCAGCUUGGAUGAAUUUCAGCCAGAUCUUGUGGUACUUUCAGGACUUCACAUGAUGGAAGGCCAGAGCAAGGAGAUGCGACAGAGACGACUUAUGGAGGCUGUGGCCUCCAUUUCCGAUAUCCCCACUGACAUUCCCAUACACCUGGAGUUGGCCAGUAUGACUGAUCAGGAUUUUAUGAGCAACAUUAUGCAUCAGGUCUUUCCCCUGGUGAACUCCAUUGGGCUGAACGAGCAGGAGCUGCUGUUCCUCACGCAGUCUGCCUCUGGUCCCCACGCCUCCCUUGCCUCCUGGAGCGGAGUUCCCGACGUGGGUGUAGUCAGUGACAUCCUCUUCUGGAUCCUGAAGGAGCACGGGAAGACAGCGGAGCAGGCCUCUGACCUCACACGGAUCCACUUCCACACCCUGGCCUAUCAUAUCGUGGUCACAGUGGAUGGCUACUGGGGCAAUCAGGUUGCUGCUGUGGCUGCCGGAGCUAGAGCAGCAGGGACUCAGGCCUGUGCGACUGAAACCAUUGAUACCAGCAAGGUCUUCCUUAAAGCUCCUUUGGAGUUUGUGACCUCCCAGAUAGAGGCACCUUCCAAAAUCUCUUUAAAUCCAGAUGAGCCAGUGGUGCAUUGGCACAGAGAAGGCAUCUCGUUCCAUUUCACUCCUGUUUUGGUGUGUAAAGAUCCUGUCCGGACCGUGGGACUUGGGGAUGCUAUCUCAGCCGAAGGACUGCUAUACUCAGAAGUAUAUGCUCAGUAG
Opisthocomus hoazin is the source of this 1506-nucleotide messenger RNA. Lineage: Eukaryota; Metazoa; Chordata; Aves; Opisthocomiformes; Opisthocomidae. The record is from RefSeq and is a predicted model, not a curated record.